AUGUCAUCCUCUGGGCAGCGUGAGGCCGUCUUCCCGACGCGUAUGACACUUGGUGUCACGAAGCAGCGUUUGAAAGGUGCUCAAAAUGGCCAUUCGCUACUGAAGCGAAAAGCUGAUGCCUUGUCGAAGCGAUUCCGCACAAUCACAGGAAAGAUCCAGGAGGCCAAGAAACAGAUGGGCACUGUACUACAAACGGCGGCUUUCAGCAUGGUCGAAGUGGGCUAUGCGACAGGUGACAUUGGUUAUUCCGUUCGUGAAAAUGUUAAGCGAGCGACAUUUAAAGUGCGUGCCCGCCAAGAAAACAUUAGUGGUGUACUGCUCCCCGCUUUUGCUGUACAGUCCACGAAUGAAAACGGAGGUGCUGGUACAUCAAAGGAUGCGGACGAGGAUGAUAAAGGUACUAGUACUCCUAGUGAAUUCAGUUUGACUGGUCUUUCGCGUGGUGGUCAGCAAGUCCAGAAAGCCCGCGAGACCUAUGCCAAGGCACUACGUGUUUUGGUGGACUUGGCCAGCCUUCAAACUGCAUUUGUGAUCCUUGACGAAGUGAUUCGACUCACCAAUCGACGUGUUAAUGCCAUCGAGCAUGUUGUUAUCCCUCGAUUGGAAAACACGAUUGCUUACAUUGUGUCUGAGUUGGAUGAGAUGGAUCGUGAGGAGUUCUUCCGUCUAAAGAAGGUCCAGGGGAAGAAGAAGCGUACAGCAGAGGAAGCGGCGAAGAAGCACAAGGAAGAGCUAUCGAAGUUGGAAGCAGCCGACAAUAAUAAAGCUGAGAAGAAGGAAGGCGAUAUGCUCAGUGCUGGAAAGGAUACAGAUGUCAUCUUUUAG
This is a messenger RNA of Malassezia pachydermatis, 825 nucleotides long. RefSeq names its product vacuolar atp synthase subunit d. The transcript is spliced from 3 exons. Bases 1 to 825 code for a protein of 274 amino acids. Gene Ontology annotation, biological process: vacuolar acidification. Gene Ontology annotation, cellular component: vacuolar proton-transporting V-type ATPase complex; fungal-type vacuole membrane. NCBI's taxonomy places the organism in Eukaryota, Fungi, Basidiomycota, Malasseziomycetes, Malasseziales, Malasseziaceae. Gene Ontology annotation, molecular function: proton-transporting ATPase activity, rotational mechanism. The record is from RefSeq and is a predicted model, not a curated record.